AUGUUACUCAAGGCAAACAGAAUUAUAGAUAUCCAUCCGAAUAACAUCUUGGCGGGAGUGGAGGAUGUAUCUGUUCUAACUAUUUUGGAGCGGGAUGAGCUGUCUUCGCCAUCCCCUCGGAAACAAGAUGGAGACCGCAUCAUCUAUCUCUCUCGUCCUAUGUUUCUGACCGACGGAGAACCGCUGCUCUCAGAUUUAGGAGAAGCGCGCUUGGGCCAGAGCCACAAGGGAACCAUUAUGCCUUCGUUAUACAGGGCACCGGAAGUAAUACUUGGCCUUGACUGGAACAACAAAGUCGAUAUAUGGGGCUUUGGUCAAACCAUAUGGACGAUAUUCCAAGGUUCACACGUAUUUCGGAGCGAGAACAUGGGAGAGCUUGACAAGAUGCAACGAUUUGCGGAAAUGACAUCUUGCCUUGGGUCCCCUCCCCAAGAAUUCCGUAACCGAAGCCCGGAAUGUGCAGAUUACUGGGACGAAAAUGGAAACUGGAGAGGCUCUGUUUCCAUCCAUGGCCAGUCGCUCGAGCUUCGUGAGAAGCAGCUCGACGGGGAAGAAAAGGAGCAAUUCUUACGUUUAAUGCGGAAAAUGUUGGCUUGGCCGCCGGAAGAACGACCCUCGGCGGAGGAGUUGCUUUACGAUGAGUGGAUAAGGGGAAACGAUUAUUAA
Aspergillus oryzae RIB40 is the source of this 666-nucleotide messenger RNA. RefSeq lists its product as uncharacterized. Lineage: Eukaryota; Fungi; Ascomycota; Eurotiomycetes; Eurotiales; Aspergillaceae. Bases 1 to 666 code for a protein of 221 amino acids. Gene Ontology annotation, molecular function: ATP binding; protein kinase activity. The transcript is spliced from 3 exons. Gene Ontology annotation, biological process: protein phosphorylation. The record is from RefSeq and is a predicted model, not a curated record.